AUGCGUGGAGAAUGGAAUGGAUUGAAAGCUUUAAUCUUGGAUGAAUUUCCUUAUGCUUAUUAUGUUCAUUGUUUUGCACAUCGAUUGCAAUUGACCUUAGUAGCUUCAUCAAAGGAAGUCAUCCCUGUCCACCAAUUUUUCACAAAGUUGAACUCUAUUAUUAAUGUUGUUGGGGCAUCAUGUAAGUGCAAUGACCAGUUGAAAGUUUCUCAUGCCUCAAAUAUUGCUCAUUUGCAUAGUAUUGAUGAGCUUGAAAGUGGGAGGGGUCUUAAUCAAAUUGGUUCUUUACAAAGGCCGGGUGAUACUUGUUGGAGUUCUCAUUUGAAAUCUAUUUCAAGUUUGAUGAGAAUGUAUAGUGCAACAUGUGAAGUUUUACUUAAUAUUGUUGAAGAUGGAACUACUCAUGCUCACCAUGGAGAUGCCGAUGCAGCUUAUGAGUUGCAAGAGUUGAGCAAUAGGUUUGACGAUAAAGCAAUGGAGUUAAUUAUUCUCAGUUCAACGUUAGAUCCGAAAGAGAUACGUAUAUCAUUCAGAAUUGAUGACGUUUGCAAGUUGGUAGAGAAGUUGUACCCUCAAGACUUUGAAGAUUAUGAGAUUUUACUAUUGAGAGUUCAACUUGAACAUUUUGAACAUGUGUAG
Molecule: messenger RNA, 639 nt
Organism: Ipomoea nil (Japanese morning glory)
Lineage: Eukaryota; Viridiplantae; Streptophyta; Magnoliopsida; Solanales; Convolvulaceae
Exons: 2
Coding region: 1-639 (212 amino acids)
Source: RefSeq, a predicted model, not a curated record